AUUCAUUCGCGUCAGCAACAGCAGAACGACGCAAACGGAGGUAACUGGGGGAGAAAAAAAAAAGAAAGAAAGGAAAGAAAGAAAGAACUUAUCGUGUGAAUCUGAGCUGCAGUCAUGGUGUGUAUCCCCUGCAUCGUCAUCCCCGUCCUCCUGUGGGUUUAUAAACGCUUCCUGGAGCCCAUCGUCUAUCCGUUCAUCGCUCCGUUCAUCAGCCGGUUCUGGACCAAAACGGCAGUGCAGGAAACAGGAACAAAUGAUACAAAGGGCGGGCAAACAAACCAACCUAGCAAGACCGAAUGCAACGGAAACGCAGACGUGUGUACAGCUAACGGGACGACAGCAGUCUCGGACAAAAAGAAGGACUGACACUAUACAAGCCUGUGUGAACAUCGAUCAUGAUUUAUGCAACAGACUGUAGAUACUUUGAGCCUAACUCAUGCUGAUCUGAUAUGUUACGCAAGCUUAAUUCAGUCUCCUUUAGAAUUUGCUUUCAUAGAAUAAAUGUAAUAUAACAAUUUAAUCUUAAUUUAAUAUGUUGACCUUGCUUACUCAUCAUUCCCAGAAGACUUCAGACCAGAUUCAGGUGAUUUAUUUGAUAUGUUUCGAGAAUGGUAUUGCAGUUAGUCUGUAAAGAGAAAUAAAUAUUUAUGGUUCA
Messenger RNA from Neoarius graeffei (lesser salmon catfish), 655 nucleotides. RefSeq names its product UPF0729 protein C18orf32 homolog (gene c21h18orf32). The record is from RefSeq and is a predicted model, not a curated record. Bases 115 to 366 code for a protein of 83 amino acids. NCBI's taxonomy places the organism in Eukaryota, Metazoa, Chordata, Actinopteri, Siluriformes, Ariidae. The transcript is spliced from 3 exons. Gene Ontology annotation, biological process: positive regulation of canonical NF-kappaB signal transduction.